GAAGAAGAAUCAAAACCUUUAGCAGAUGUUGUUAUCUGUGUGAGUAAGAAGCUCAGUAAAAAGCAGAGUGAAUUGAAUGCUAUUGCUGCAUCUCUUGGAGCAGAUUACAGGUGGUGCUUUGAUGAAACUGUAACACAUUUCAUCUAUCAGGGAAGGCAGAAUGAUAACAACCGAGAAUACAAAUCUGCUAAAGAAAGAGGCAUAUACAUUGUUUCAGAGCAUUGGCUCUUGGAGAGUGCACAAGAAUACAAACGACUAGCUGAAUCUAUUUAUCCUCAUACAUAUAAUCCUAAAAUGAGUUUGAAUAUAAGUGGUGUGGAAGAUGACAGAUUCUCACAAAGGCUUGAUUCUGCUGGAAAAGAAGGGAAAGGAGACAAAAAUAAUUCACUGAAUGAUAACGAUACCAAAAAGGUUAUUAUUGAUCAAACAAAUGAGGUUGAACAAAAGGAGCAUGAACCAAAAGGAGUUUUAACACAGACAUUGGAAAUGAGGGAAAACUUUCAGAAGCAACUCCAAGAAAUCAUGACUGCCACAACCUUAGCAAAGCUGCAAAGACAAAGGAACUCUUUAUCUCGGAAUGGUUUUGAGAAUUCUCCAACAACUCCAGAUGGACCUCGUUCUGCUCGGAAUGGCCGCAGUAGAAUUUUGGAAGCUUUAAGGCAGUCACAUGAUGGAGCAAUUGAUGUCAAUACUGAGCCAUCCCAGAAUGAACAGAUAAUUUGGGAUGACCCUACGGCAAGAGAGGAGAGAGCAAGGCUUGCCAGCAACCUUCAGUGGCCUAACAGUCCUUCACAGUAUUCAGAACAAAUUCAAACUACUGCAGUGCCCCCAGGAGAACUUUCACUUAGAAAGUCUUUGAGUGAUGCAGAAAUUAUUGAAAUGGGGAUUAAUGAUUCAACGAAAAUUGAUUCAGUGGAGGUUGCAAGUCUUCUAAUUAGUAAUCCAGAAACACCGAUUAAAGAAGAUCACCUGAUCCCAACUCCAUUGGCUCCAGCUAUUGCUUUUCCAUUGGCAAAUCCUCCAGUCGCUCCCCAGCCAAAAGGAGAUGUAUGUUCUGUCAUGAUCACUAAAAUUGACCAAAGGGACUAUGAAGAACCAACAAAAAUGCACAGAUUUCAGCUCUCUUCUCUUAAUCCUCAGGAACGAAUUAAUUAUUAUCAGCUAAUUGAAGAAUUAGGGGGAGUGGUGUUGGAGAAGCAAUGCUUUGAUUCAAGCUGCACACAUACAAUUGUGGGACAACCUCUUCGUAAUGAGAAAUUCUUGGCAUCAAUGGCAGCAGGAAAAUGGGUGCUUCAUCGUUCCUAUUUGGAAGCAUGCAGAGCAGCAGACAGCUUUGUAAAGGAGGAAGAUUAUGAGUGGGGAAGCGACUCUAUACUUAGUGUACUGACCGGAAUCAAUAUAGUUCAGAAGAAGUUAGCAGUUGCAGCAAUGAGAUGGAGAAAGACAAUACAACAAUGGAAAGAGCAAAACAGCUCUGCUGAGGGAGCAUUUGGUGGUUGGAGAGUUAUUUUGAAUGUUGAUCCAGCAAAGGAAUCAGGCUUCAAGCGUCUUCUAGAAUCAGGAGGUGCAAAGGUGUUAUCUGCAUAUUCUCCACCUAUCUUUAGAGAAGUUACUCAUUUUUUUGCUGAUCUUAAUAAACUGAAGCCAGAAGAUGUGAGAAUUAAUAUAAGAGAGGCUACAGCUCAAGGGGUUAAUUGUCUGAAGCCAGAAUACAUUGCUGACUACUUGAUACAGGAACCACCACCUUCAAUGGAAAACUAUCAUUUACCAGAAGCUGCUGCUUAUCUCCAGAAUAGUAAAAUAUUUGGAAUUGGGUUGUCUCAAAAACGUAAAGCUGCUGAAGAAAAGCAUACAGCAAAGAGAUCCAGAAUUCACUGAGGCGACUAAUCUGAAAAUAUAAAUUUUCAAUUUCUAUUUGUUUUCCUUUCCAAGAUAAAAGAUAUUAAUUUUUGUUAUAUUUUUGUGUGCCUUAGAUUUCAAGAAAUAACUGCCAUUUUUUCAAAAUUAAACUUCUGCAACUUUUAUUACAGGGUUGGAGGAAUAGGUAGUUAUAUUCAUAUUGUACUUGAAAUGAUCCUUGAAAUACUUUAUUCAGUAAAUGCUUAAAAAAAACUUUAGAUAAAAUACACAAGGCCACCUAACAUAACUUUUGCCUGCAUUUGUCUUUUCUUAUUGGUUUCCACAAGACAAUUAUAUAAUGUAAAUAUAGGUUGCUAUAUCAGCUUAUAUUAGGGCAUAGCCUCAUUGAAGUUUUUCCUGCUUUUAUAAUUUAUCUUUCCUUUUCUAAAAACCUGCAUUUUAACUUUAGCAACUUGGGAAUUUUCUUUUCAAUGGAGAAUAUGGUUAAGCAUCUCUAAAAAGAUAGAACGUUACCUUUCAGACCAAGGGUCAUCUGAUUUUUUUAAAUUAAAAAAAAUCAGAAUUGCCUAACCAAAAUUUCAGACUUUGUUUCCAAAUAACUUAUUAACUGGGAUGUAAUUUAUAUAAAGCUCUAAUUUUGACAUGCUUAAAGUAUUCUCCCAGUUCUUUCAUUUGUUAAAUCAAUGUUUAAUAGUAGUAUCAAGGAAUCUGUAUACAGCAAGUAUCAGCCACAUCUGAGACAGUUUAUUUAAAUUGGCCUCCUAUUCAUUUAUUUCAAUAGCAGUAGUACGAAUAGCAAGAUUUGAAGUAACAGCUACUUUGCAGAAACAAAGAAGAGAUCAUUCACUGUCUCCUUUCAAAAUUUUAUUGAGUUUUUACUUUUCAAAAAUAAUUUCAAAAAAUUGCAAAUGAGGAAAAAAAAUCAGUAUUUGGAGAAUUGGAAAUUAAGAUUUAGAUUAUAUUCUUUAAUAGUAAAACUAAAAUUCAACCUGAUGUUUGCUAGUUUUGUUUUUAAAGAAACUACUUGGUGUCUACAGUAAAUAAGAAACAAACAGAUUUGAUGCAAUAUUGAACAGUUGCUAAUUGAUUCAAGGACCUUUUCUCAGGCAAUAUAACUGAUAAGGAUAACACUACUUUUGUCUUGAAAAAGCAUAUAACAGAAGAUUUCUACAAAAAGAAUAACAAACUGUGAAUGUUAAAUUUAUUUCAUUCAGAGAGAUUACAAAAAUGAUAAUUCAUCUCAUCCAUGCAAAUCCCAAGAACCUUAUUAAUACAAUUAUAUCAGCAUAGUAAUCACACAGAACCAAAAAGAAAUGUAUAAAGUUUGAAAAAUCAACCAUGCCUUUUUAGAAAGUCCAUUAUUACAUUAUCAUUAACAUGUGUAAAGAACUUUCUAUAGUAGUAGUAAAAUACUGUAAAUAAAAUCAAGUUAAAUAUUUUCUUUUUGUGACAGAUUUCAGCAAAUUUAAUUACACCUUGUACUUUUAUAGCACCUUCAUUGGAAAACUCAAAAACAUUUUAUAAAGCUGAAGUCAACCUCACAACAUCCCUGUGAAAUAGGGUAGUAUUGUCUUUGUAGCUUAGAAAAUAAACAAUCUAAUUUCCGAUGCUGUAUUUAAUACAAUGCUUCCUCCUUUGCAGUGGUUUCAAACUUCUUCAUAUUCUUGAAUUUGUCACUUGACAAGUUUUCUAUGUUUUUGUAAAUAAGAAAUUUCAUUGAAAUCCAUUAUAAUUUCCAUUUUGGUGGAACAAAUGUUAGAAAUGUUAUUUUUUGUAUUUUAAUAACAGCCUUUUAUCUGACGUACAUCAGCAUAUUUAUGGACAGAUAAUCUGAAGUUUUACUCCUUUUCACUUUGCUCCUAAAAAGAAGAGGCAUUCUAUGCAUCCAAGAGAAUAAACAUGACAAGAGUUCUAAUCUAUCCUA
Messenger RNA from Thamnophis sirtalis, 3784 nucleotides. The record is from RefSeq and is a predicted model, not a curated record. Lineage: Eukaryota; Metazoa; Chordata; Lepidosauria; Squamata; Natricidae.